Messenger RNA from Symsagittifera roscoffensis, 4842 nucleotides. Its product is annotated as muscleblind-like protein 3. The coding region runs from base 1504 to 3510 and encodes 668 amino acids. The record is from RefSeq and is a predicted model, not a curated record. Gene Ontology annotation, molecular function: RNA binding; metal ion binding. Gene Ontology annotation, cellular component: nucleus. The transcript is spliced from 11 exons. NCBI's taxonomy places the organism in Eukaryota, Metazoa, Xenacoelomorpha, Acoela, Convolutidae. Gene Ontology annotation, biological process: regulation of RNA splicing.
GGUUCUUUCUUGACUUAAAUUUGCUCAGAACUUUUGCAUAUCAGUUAAGCCUGUACAAACUUGAAGUUACUGCCGGCACAAUCAAACAAGAAUCAAGAGUAGGAUAUCUUCUAUAGAGCAGUUAUUUGUCAGAAAAUCACAAAAUAGGACUAGUUUAGUAUUAGUUUCAACUAAGCUACUUUACAACCAGUUCUGAAUUGAAUCAUAAUAGUCAUACAUAAACGCCAAACUGAAGUCGAUUUAUUUAAUUUAUAUAUAACUGACUGCUGAAGUAGUGGUUUAACUAACUAGGACUGUACUUACUAACUUAUUGCCUCAGAAGGGCUAAAAAAAGACGGAGAUCGCCCGUCCAUAAAUAAUAAAAUAGUCCCCCAGUAACCGUUUCGCCAGAACUUUAAACAAAUUGAGGCUGUGGUAUCUUUGUAACUGAUUUGUAAAUCUUGUUUUGCGACUGGGCCACUUCGUUUGUUCCUGGACGGAUAAACCUUGUUUCCAGAUCUCUCUUUAUAACUCGAUUUUAUUUUAUACCCUCUUUACUCAGAUCUGGUCCAGGUGUCUGAAGUUAGAAGAAAUUGUGGCCAGGUGAUUACCUUGGAAAGUGCGCUCUUCUUUUUUACGCCUCCCUUAACUCCAGACACCUUUACCUGUUUUUAUACAGUCUGUCAAAUGGCCUGUUUUGCCGCAAAUUAUUUGCCCUUAAUUAGGUUUCAUUUCGAUUGAAUUUGUCGCCAAAUUGUCAAAUUGAAACAAAAUCUUUGUUUUCAACGUCACGAAAAUAGCAAAUUCUUUUUGUAAAACAGCCAAUGUUACCUUGAUUUUCGCCAACCAUCAAGUAUAAGGUGUUUAAAAUCACGCCUACUCUGGCCGACAAACAAAGCAUAGCGGUCCCCUCUGAAAGAAAAACACAAGUAACGAUUAGCAUCAACUACGAAAGCCGUUUAGUUUGCAGGGGAAAAGUAGCGACUUUUGUUUCUCGUCAACCAUAAAAGAAAGGCCAUAUUUCAACAAUCGAGACCAACUUACAGAAUACAAAAGACCUCGCUUUUUUUAACCGGACAUUCGCAGAGAUUUCUAGCUUUUUAUAUGCUGAGGAACGCUUCAUCCCUACGUUAAUUGAAAAACAUAAUUUGUCUUUUUUUCUAACGCAAAAAGGAAAAAUAUAUCUCCUGGUUUGUCUUAGUUAGCUGCAAUUUGAUUGACUGUUUUUACCUUUUCAUCGAAUUAUGGGCGCUUUUGUAACUUAUUUCAAAGCUUUACCGUUAUUUCAAACUUUUGGAUACUUGACCGUAUAAUGGUAUAGAAUCUUAUUUUGAAAAAAAAAACGACUUUGAUUUCUAUCAUUCUUUCAUAAGAGUUCUUUUACAAGCCGUUGUAUACUAUUCAUAGUUUAUAACAAUAUAUUUUGCAAUUUGGAGUUUUUAUUUCAAAUUACAUUUAUUUCUUGUUUCUGGAAUUUUAUUUAUUAGAAGUCACCAAUUCCAGGAAUUUAACUAGCAGCAGAAAAUGUCCUUCAUCGGAAACAUUGCUGCCCUGGCCGCUACUAACCCCCACCUACAUCUGGCCCCUCCUCCUCCCCCAAACUCGACAGGGGGCACCUUGGCUAGAGAUCCCACGUGGCUACAGGUGGAGGUGUGUCGUGAGUUCCUGCGUCAGUCGUGCAAGCGGGACAACACAGAGUGCAAAUAUGCUCACCCCUCCUCUAAUGUCGACAUUCAGAACGGAAAAGUCACCGUAUGCUUCGACGCCUUCAAGGACAGAUGCACGCGUACCAGUUGCAAGUACUUCCACGCGCCUGCUCAGAUGAAGGCUGACUUGGAGAUGAGGGGGAAGAUGAGUCUGAUGCGACAGAAGAGUGAACAGAUGGCACUGCAGAACCACAACUCAGCAGCAGCUGCUGCUCAACUGGCUCUUCUGCAGCUUCACCAACAACAACACAACCAGUCCCUACUCAAUCCUUUCUUGCACAAUCAACCUGCACUUCUCCAGGCGACGAACCCGGCCGUCACUCUGGCUCAGUACCAGCAGCUCCUCCAGCAGCACGGAUACGCCUCCCCCCACACCCACCCACAGCCCGGAUCAGCCGCCGCCACAGCCUUAGUUCCCUCUUCGUGCACCGCUGCAACAUCCGUAUCCGCCGUGUCUUCCUCUCCUUCGAAUGUGAACAACAACAAUACUCAUCUGGUGGAUCCGAACAGCAUGGGGGGUCUGGUGAUGACGUCAGCCGGUGGUGUGAUCAAUGGGGUGAAUCUGUCUUCGCCCGCGCACAUGUGCUCCUCCGAUUCCCCGCCUCUGAAUGGAAAAGCAUUCACAGUCGAGGUAUGUCGUGAGUUCAGCCGAGGCGCCUGCAGUCGGUCGGACGAGGAGUGUCGCUAUGCUCACCCAGAACCACAGGUGGCAGUGGACCCCACAGACAACAGAGUCACUAUCUGCAUAGACUGGCUCAAGUCAGCCGGACAGAUGUGCUCCAGGGAACAGCAGCCACACGCAAACAACAACAACAGUCCCACAAGCGAAAAGUGCAAAUACUUUCACCCGCCUGCCCACAUCAUGGAGAGAUUUCAGAACGGGACCAACGCUGGUGUUGCCGGAGGAGGAGGUGGUGGACUCCUUCAGCAUCAGCAGAUCAACCAACUGGCAGCCCCCCAGAACAGCGGACACAGUCCCCUCUUCACCUUCCAGUCCCCCCUCAACAUCCAGCAGCAGCUCUGCAAGUCCUCCAACAACAAUCAAACUUCGCUUCCCCCCAACAUCCAAGGCAUGAACAACCUGCACCUGGGUUCGUCCCAGCGGGGGUUGGCACUCGCCGGCGGAUGCCUUCCGGUGGCACCCGGAAAUCCCUUUCACACACCCGGUGCCUCCAACGCAUCCCAUUUCAAUGCACAGUACUUACAGCAACUCUGCAAUAACAACAAUAACAACGGCAACAAUUAUGUGCCAAGCGUGUCUCAAAAACGAAAAGCAUUUGAGGACUAUUCGGCAAACCGAGCCGUCGUCCAACCGUCUCCCGCGAUGUUCAACCCUCAAGUCAGGAACUCGGCGAUGCUUCAAAACAAUAACAACAAUCACAGCGGAUUUAACUUGCCAACAAACCCGGCAGCUUUGGCAAAUUGUGUUCCGGCGGGUGGAAACGGAAACGUGUUCCCGACGUACGGCAAGAUGCUUCGACUGGACUCGAACGGGAUGAACGGAGCGACUAAACUGACAAGUCCGGCUGCGAACCAGGCAGCUGUUAACGUGAGCCAGAUGAGUCAAGCGGCGGCGGCUGCUGCUCUUGGGGUGGGUGCUUACAGUCCUUAUGGCAAUUCCCAAGCGUCUCCGCAGGCCUUUUUCUACAAUCCACUAUAUCAGGCACAACUGCUGGCAGCUUCAAAUCAGACCCAGCCUUCCCUGAUUCCCGUGACUAGUCCCGCAUUCCUGGCCAAUCCCGGAGCUGGAAUGAUAAAUGGUGCUCACUCGCCCGCGCUCUAUGCCAGUCCCAUACACAACGGACGAUUCGCCGCAUUCGGAUGAGGCCGAACCCGAAUUCGAGUGCAACCAACCCUUCGCCAUCUAUAUCAACACGAAAAACACCAGAUGACAAUUGACCAAGUGGUAUGAGGAGGCAAACUUAAGAAUCAAAAGAACAAAAGAGUUUGUUCUCAAAGCAAGCUAAAGCACCACGAAAGAAGAACCACACUAUUGGCCAAUCAGAGUUGACUCCAGAAAACAUGUACACGUAUAAAUUGUCACCAUCUGUGGAAUCAUUUGAAUGCCUGGGAAAAAUCAGGAAAAGUGCACAAAUGUGAAACAAUUUUGUUAAAAACUGGAUAUAUCUUUCAAUCGAAACUAUUUUGAGGUGCUACUCUUAAUCUUUCAUUUCGUAUCUUAAUUCAGCCCCAAUAUUUUUCAAGCUUGAAAUCUUAUAAAAAUAUCCCACAUUUUUCAAGGGUAAAUAUCCGAUAAACGCGUGAAUAGUUUUUGUAAACUUUAAAUUUGAUUCCAAAAACAUGUCCUGUAAACUUUUUGGCUGAACCGAAAAAAAUCAAAAGGGAUUUACUUUGAUUUUAGUUUUUAUUGCACUUAAUAAUCGUUUUCCAAGCAUGAUAUAAAAGCACAAUGAGUUAUAUAAACAGGCUUGAAAAGUCUUUACCUUGAAAGCGAAGGGGAAUGCAACAAAAUGUAUUGCUAUUUUUUGUUUUCUUGAAUCGAGUUUUCUAAUAUUUGUAGUUGAAAUAGUUAGUUUUGGCCACUAAAACCGUUUUACUCCAUCAUUAACUAAUGUUGGGCUGGGAAUGCGAAAGGAUUAAUACGAUAAAAUUAACAGUGCUAGUUGUCUAGACCUAACUCUAUUAAAUUGGUGAUAACAAUCAUUUUAAAUUCGAGUUGCAGAGGAUCCGAAAAGGAGUGACGAUGAUUUUUCAAGAGUUGACUAAAUACGUAAUUGGUGCUUGUCCUUAGAUUACUUUCAACCUUAAUAGUGUACAAUAUUGAUUUAAUAUUAAAUAAUUCGUCAUGUAAAGUCAUUUUACGACUAUCUUACCAAGUGUUGUCCGGAAGUUAUUAUGUGAACUGAAGAACUAUUUUCUCGUCUCUAUGGUGAACAUUCAACAGUUGAUCUUUAUCGUUUUUGUAGUUAACCCUAGUUCAUAAAUUAACGAUUCGUAUUGUAUUAUUUUUAUAAUUGUUUGUGACUUAUUUACAUUAAUUACUUUGUGUUGAUAUCGAAGGUAGUUAUUUGUUGACAGGUUCAUUUUCAUGUCGCCUUGUUAGUACUACAUUUGUCAUCUGAAAUUUUCAUCUAAAAUCAUUUUGUGAUUGUCAUUUGCUAGGUUCGCAAUCUAAAACGUACCAAAUGUUAGAAAA